AUGGACCAGAACAUCAAAGGAAUGUUUGCAACAUCUUGUGAAAUCCAUGCCAUGAAGAAGCUGCGGGGGGACAGCAGCACGUGCUCAGGGAGAGUGGAGCUAAGGUAUGAGGGCUCCUGGGGGACCAUCUGUGAUGACUUAUGGGACAUAAAUGAUGCCCAGGUGGUCUGCAGACAGCUGGGCUGUGGGGCAGCACUGAAGGCUCAUGGGAACGCUGCAUUUGGGAGAGGAAACGGCUCCAUUUGGCUCAAUGAGGUGAAGUGCAGGGGUGAUGAGCUCCACCUGUGGGGCUGUCCUCACUCUCUUCAGGACCACACGACCUCCUGCUCUCACAAAGAGGAUGCUGGUGUCACCUGUGAAGGGAUGUCUUUUGAACAUGUGACUGCCAAGGAAACUACACAAACAUCCACAACUACAACCACAGCAAAAGCAGUUGAACCCAGAUCACUGCCCCCACAAGGCCCGUCCAUCCCUCUUGUGGUCUUCCUUGUAUUGGGGGCUUUUCUCUUCUUGCUGCUGGUGCUGCUGGCUGGACAGUUGUACCAAAACAGGGUUCUCAAGAGAGCCCUGUACCAAGGGGGUCUUACCCCUCUACAUGAGGCCAUCUAUGAGGAGAUAGAAUACAACCUGACCAGGGGAGAGACAUACAGAGGUGCCAGGAAAGGAAGUGUCCUGUCUGAGGAUGUGCCCUCUGGGUACGAAGAUGUGGAGGACAGUGAGGGAGACCCCCUCUCAGGGACAGAUGAGAAGAAAGAAUACUAUGAUGAUGCUUUUCCUAUGGAAAAAAGUGCAGGUGGUCUGUCAGAGGAUCUGCGUACAGGAGACACAGCAGAGGACUAUGAUGAUGCUGUUACCACAGGACAGAGUCCAGGUUCAGCACUGAUGGGGACAGAAGACAUAGAGGAGGACUAUGAUGAUGCUGUGGGUGUAGAACAGAGUCCACAUGUGUUACCAGAAGAAAAAGCGUUGACCACUCUGCCCCCUCGUGAGGGACCCCCUGGUGAGGGACCCCCUGGUCCUGACCACACUGACUAUGAUGAUGUGGGAGAUGGAGGAUCGUCUGCAGUUCUGGAAUCUCUCUGUGACUCAGAGUCCAGUCUGAGUCUGAAGGUCCUUCUGCCCAAAGCUUCAAACCAACAGGCUCAUCAAGAUCUGAUGUUUCUAAAGUAGCUGGUAACACAGUAACCUUUGAUUUUUAAGUUUUCAUUUUUCU
Molecule: messenger RNA, 1213 nt
Organism: Scleropages formosus (Asian bonytongue)
Lineage: Eukaryota; Metazoa; Chordata; Actinopteri; Osteoglossiformes; Osteoglossidae
Product: antigen WC1.1-like
Exons: 11
Coding region: 1-1170 (389 amino acids)
Biological process (GO): zymogen activation
Cellular component (GO): plasma membrane
Molecular function (GO): serine-type endopeptidase activity
Source: RefSeq, a predicted model, not a curated record